UCCGAUGGCAGCCUUUAUGAGGCAGCGCCUCCUGUAGAUCCCUUCUAAGGUCAGUACCUGUGAUGGACCAGGCAGUGUUCACCAUUUUUUGUAACCACCUUUGUUCUUGGGCUUUUGUGUAUUGAGCUUCUUAACCAGUCCGUGAUGCAACCAGUCAAUGUGCUCUCUGUCUUGCACCUAUAGAUGUUCAAGAGAGUAUUCAACCAGUUAUUUAAGUUUUAUUAUCUGAAUAGGAAUGAAAAUUGGCAAGAAUUUAAAGAGCAAUGAAAGCUGUCCAAAAUCAAUCGAUAUGGCGGCAUAUCAAUAUCAAUUAAUUUUGCACAGCCCUCAUUGUUAAAUCAAGAUUGUAUUAUUCAUUGGUUAAUUUAAAAUGCAUUGUAUAUUUUUGACGUUUUAAUCAUAGAGAAUCUGGCAUGUGAUUCAAAAUGUAUGACAUGCUGUUAUAAUUGUUAUAAAUAUGGAUGGAAAAACUGAAAGUGCUGAUUAAUUGCCCAGAUUCCUGGUGGAAGCCGAGAGUAACUGUUGAAAAGUGUUUCAGUCACUUGACGAUGCAGCACUGAGCCAUCUGAGUUUGAGGAUAACAUUUGUAGCCAUGGCGAAGGAAGGAGUUACUCCGGCUAUCAACCCCCAGCACAGAUAUAUGGGACAACGGCGAAUUCCUGUGAGGAGGCAAUGUGUGACCGAUUCACAUUCCUCAACCCUUCGACGGUCAGGUCGUUUGCAGCAGCAAAAUCACACGGAAGAUUCAGAUGGCAAAGAAAACCAGGCUGAUGGGGCUUGUACCAAGGUUCCUUCCAAGGUUGAGGCAACCAUUGCGAGUGGUGGCGCUGUGUCUGAUUCUCCGUUAUCACUCGAUGAUUCACUUGUCCAGGCAGCAGUUGACCUUGAGAAGAACUGGAAUCCUGCAAAUCCAAAAGAAGAUGCUUUAAACGCAGUACAUUUGAACAAUUGUAAGGCAGCUUGCAAUUCUAAUCGACCCAUGACCGAUGAGGUGAACCAACACGAGCUUUUAAAUGAGGACAAGAGCCUAAAAUUCAGUUCUGCAGCACGGGCAUGUGGCAGUAACAGUGAGGGUCAGAAGUUAUUGACAAACCGAGUAUCUACAGCACAGACUAAAGCUUUGUUUGAAAUAAAGCAGAGUGGCCAUGAUUUGAUGAAUAACCCUCCGUGUUGUAGUCGGAAAGGAACGGUCAGUUGUUCUGCAGAAGACCACAUGUCUGUGCGCAGGGACACGAGGGCUGAGGGAAGAACAUUACCGCUGGCCAACGGCCACAAGAGGGAAAGGCCCUCGUCUGUUGACAUGCUCGAUCCCGAUACAUCCGCCUACCCGACUGCAAAGAAGAUCAUGACGGAACCUGGGUGCUUGCCAGCCCAGCGGAGGUCUCCAAAAGCAAGACCUGGGGCGAAAAGGCAGGUUGGAAAUUUGUCCAAGAUGGAUAAGAGUUUACAAACUUCCAGUAGACCCAUCAUGGUUAGUCCGAACCACCAGAAAUUGUCGCAAGAGAAGCAGCUUUCUCGUACAAGCUGUUCCCUGUCAGUGCUGUCACCUCCCCCCGGCCUCAGUCAAAGUUUGUUAGAUGGCAGCAAACUCAGUCAGUCCUUGACAGCAACAGGCGGGUGUGAGGAGGUGGUUGCCCUGGCAGAAGCCGGGGACAUGCUGCUGCUAUCCAAUUGGGGGAUCCCCAGAGUGGUCCUGGAGAAGUAUCACAGCCUGGGGGUGGUGAGCAUUUUUGAAUGGCAAGCCGAAUGCCUCACACAGCACCGUGUAUUGGAGGGAAGAAACUUGGUUUAUUCAGCCCCAACCAGUGCUGGGAAGACACUCGUUGCUGAAUUGCUAAUUUUAAAGAGAGUUCUGGAAAGGAGAAAGAAGGCACUGUUCAUUUUGCCAUUUGUUUCUGUGGCAAAGGAGAAAAUGUAUUACCUGAAGAACUUAUUCCAAGAGGCGAUGAUGAGAGUGGAGGGAUAUAUGGGAAGCACAUCCCCAGCUGGGGGUUUUUCAUCGCUCGAUGUCGCUGUGUGUACUAUCGAGAAGGCCAACGGGCUCGUCAAUCGAGUUAUUGAAGAGGACAAAGUAGACCAACUCGGAAUAAUAGUUGUGGAUGAGUUACAUAUGUUGGGGGACUCGCACAGAGGGUACCUGUUGGAGCUGCUUUUAACCAAGAUAUUAUAUGUCACUAGAAAGAGAGAAAAAAGCCGUAAGAUUUCAACAGAAGAACAGAGGCUCAGUGACGGGAUACAGAUUGUGGGAAUGAGUGCGACUCUUCCAAACCUGGGGACUGUGGCAACCUGGCUGAAUGCAGAACUUUAUUGUACAGACUUCAGGCCUGUCCCUCUGAUGGAACACGUAAAGAUCGGGAACAACAUUUACGAUUCAACAAUGACGGUGACACGACAGUUUCAACCUGUUCUCCAGGUGAAGGGUGAUGAGGAUAACAUAGUCAGUCUUUGCUAUGAGACUGUACACGAAGGCCACUCUGUCCUUCUCUUCUGUCCUUCGAAGAACUGGUGUGAGAAGCUGUCGGAGACGGUAGCCAGGGAGUUCUACCAGCUGCACCGCAGUGCUGCCGUUGGCAACGGAGGAUUGACUUUUGAUGAGCGGGAUAUUGUCGAGGGGGCAUUCCGUCAGGGUUUAAUUCGGGUUCUCGUGGCAACAUCCACCCUCUCCUCUGGUGUGAAUUUACCAGCUCGCCGGGUCAUUGUCAGAUCACCUGUAUUCAAUGGGCGACUUCUUGACGUUAUCACAUACAAGCAGAUGUCAGGGAGAGCUGGGAGGAAAGGAGUGGACACCAUGGGUGAGAGUAUAUUGGUGUGUAAAAGUUCGGAAAGAGCAAAAGGAGUGAGCCUGUUGCAAGGCUGUGUGAAGCCGGUAUGCAGCUGCCUUGUGAAGAAGGAGGGAGAGGGUGUCACCACCAGCAUGCUGCGAGCUAUCCUAGAGAUCAUAGUGAGUGGCGUUGCCAGCACGCCGGAGGAUGUGCAGGUCUACACUUCAUGCACACUGCUGGCUGCCAGUGCACACGGCAGAGAAGGAGCAUCGAUCCAGGGCAAUGCCAUCGAGGAUUCCAUCGAGUACCUCAUGGAGAAUGAGCUCAUCCACAUCCAGGAGGGGGAGCGGGAAGGAGAUAAAAUUCAACUCUAUCAUCCCACACAGUUAGGAGCGGCCACUCUCGCCUCUUCCCUCUCCCCACCAGAUGCACUGAGAAUUUUUGCGGACUUGCAAAAAGCAAUGAAGGGAUUUGUGUUGGAGAACGACCUUCACAUUCUCUAUCAGAUCACACCAGUCUAUGAGGAAUGGGUAACCAUCGACUGGUACCAGUUCUUUUGCUUGUGGGAGAAGUUGUCAGCCUCCAUGAAGAGAGUGGCAGAGUUGGUUGGCAUCGAGGAAGGUUUCUUGGCUCGCUCCAUUAAAGGGAAGCUCAUUGCCAAGACUGGCAAACAGCACAGGCAGAUGGCCAUCCACAAAAGGUUUUUUACCAGUCUGGUGCUUCUAGACCUAAUCAAUGAAGUUCCUCUUGCAAACGUUGCUAACAAAUUCCACUGCAGUCGAGGACAGCUUCAAUCUUUGCAGCAAUCUGCAGCAACCUAUGCAGGCAUGGUGACGGUGUUCAGUAACCGGCUGGGAUGGCACAACAUGGAGUUGCUCCUCUCACAGUUCCAGAGCCGCCUCAGUUUUGGUGUCCAGCGGCAGCUGUGUGAGCUGGUGCGGGUUUCCUUGCUGAACGCCCAGCGCGCCCGAGCGCUAUACAACGCUGGAUACUGCACCAUCUCCGAGCUGGCGCAAGGGAGCCCCACCAACGUAGAAACAGCGCUGAGAAACGCAGUCCCCUUUAAAAGCUCUCGGACAGCAGUCGACGAGAGUGAGUAUGAAGCUCAGGAGCGCAGGAGGACACGAUGUAUCUGGGUGAGCGGACGGAAGGCGCUGACUGAGAGAGAAGCUGCCGUGUUGAUUAUACACGAGGCCAGGAGUCUUCUUCAGCGAGAUUUGGCGUCAAUGGGCAUUGAAUGGAACCAUGAGCAGCCUGUGACUGGUGCCCAGCGGGAGGCUGCUGAGAGCAGUGACGAAACUGGAGCUCGUGCCUCUGGAGUGGCGUCAGUGGAGGGGAGACUCGGGCUGACUGAAGGCGCAGUUGUGGAACCUGUGGAACGUGUUGCUGUCCAGACUGCGAUAACAUGUGUGAGGGAGGCAGAGAGAGGGGGGUUCAUUUCCAACGGGGGAGCUACUGAAAGGCAGCCAUCGGGUAACAUUCCCAAAGAAAAUAUUAGUAUCAGAGUCGACGGGAACUGUAAGGGGACCAGUACGGAUCAGCCAAGCGUCAUACAGCAUGUUCUGAGCGACAUUCCAGUUGAGAGGAAUAUGGUCGGAAGGGAUUGUGUUCUGAACAAAACACGUGAUGUGCAGCUUGAAGAGAAGGUUGGGGCAGAAAAUACCGUUCAAACUCUGCACCCUGUGCACGUAGAGAAUGACUCUGGUCAUCCAAAGAAUGAAGAUCGUGUUGUUAGUGAGUGUAAUACCAACGGUUUGAACGUUGCUGGCUGCAAGUCACCCGAGCUGAGUUCUUCAGCCGGGGAAUUUGAGGAGAGCUUUCAGCUGGAUUCACAAAUUGAGAAGAUCAUAGAACAAGGUGCCAUGGAGUUGGCUCCUUGCAAAUACCAACAGCAUGCUGGGAGCACCGUGCAGGUCCAGUCUGGGACACAAAAUGGGGAGCUGUGGGGUAAUACUGAAGCAAAGCCCGACCUGGCAGGUAGUGACACUGCAAAUGAGAAGGAGGUAGUGGAAAACGAGCCUGUUGUGAGGCAAGCUCUGCAUUUAACACACUCCAGCUCCGUUGUCGUUCCUGACUUGGUGAAACCCACGGUGGUCUCUGUCAACAGCGUUCCUGUUACAUCCCCCCAAAUCAUCCAGCAUUCACUGAGAGCCGAUGAGCUGUCCUUGACUGACACUCAACUGGAGAACUUCCUGCUGGAGUACAAGACGCCAGCCUCUUGGGAAGAAAGCAAGCCGGCAGCACAAACGCUGAAUGGUGCCGUGAGCGACAUGGGUUGCAGUGAGCUCCAGCGCAGUGUUCACGAACCGCGACGCCAUUCCCUCACUGACAAUGAGAGGACCCUGAACGUGAGCGACAGUCUGUUCGAUAGUUUCACCGAGCUGUGCUCAAACGAUGAGGUGAAUGCACAGGGAUUUUCCCCUGGUCAGCCGCGGGUGUCUGGAGCAUACAGGCUCACACAGACCCCCACUUCACUCCGUCUCUUUGCAGAGGUUGGCAUUCAAGAGCAAAAUGAUGUACAGAGGAUCAGGGGAACUCCUGAAGCAAGUUUGCACUGGAAUGACUUGUCCUUCAACCCCUCCGAUUUUGCAGACACCAGUCAAAACGACAACUGUCUGAUCGGUAGCUUGAAGGAGUCGCAUGCGGAGAAUAGGGACGGGAGUACCUCAGAUAUUGCUGAUGAUGUGAGGCUGCAGGAAGAGAAAAUGGUGAAUGAUCGCCUAAAGGACAAGCCAGAGCAAGGUGUGUUAACAGAAGAUUUAUCCCAAUCACUGGGCGACGAUGCGGUGAUGAAUGACAACACAGCAAUGUGGUCAGACACUUCGCUGGAGCUCAAUUCAGCCAUGAAGGAUCUGCUGAACCAGCUGCCAACCUCUGCAGGUUUGAAACGAUCAAGUUUAAAUGACCAAAGCACCAGAGCAGAAACAACCCUGGUGGACCUUCCUGGUUUUUUGAGGAAGUCUACUGAAACUGCCGGCUCUCGGACUCCUGGCGCUCCAAACCAACAAGGUGCAGCGGACUGGCACCAAACGGAGAACUCUCCUCAUCAGGUGCCACUCAUCCAGUCACCGGCUUUGGAAUUGGAGGAGCAGCCUGACUCCAGGGCGGAGAGUCGGAAUGAAGUCCCCCCCACACCUCCCACUGAGCCCGUGACUCCCAAAAUCAAAAUAGCAUUGACUGGUGCAACAAGUGAGAAAUCUGAGGCAAAGUGUAAAAGGCAGCUGCGGGCCAGAAUGAGCCCUGCUCCUCCAAACCGUGUAGCAGGAGUGGGGGUCCCUCCGUCUGGUCACCUUGACUGUGCUCCAGUGGUGACCUGUGAUGCCGGUGCCGACGGCUCUUUCAUAGACGAGGAGUUUGAGCUUCACCUCUCGCAGGACCACCUGGCCUCAUCCCCCGGGCCCUGCAGUGCUGAGGCCUUCACUAUCAUUGACGUGGCUAGCAGCCACGUCCUCUUCCACACCUUCCUGAAGGAGUGGAGCGGCAAGGGCAGGUUUGCACUGGCUGCUGCCUGCGAGAAGAAGCAGCACCUUCUGUCACCCAGCUCCGAGAUAGGAGGGAGAUUUAAACAAGCCCAGACCGUGAGGAUCCAGCCGGAAACCAAUGGCUUUGAUGUGAGCAGUCACGAGGACCUUGUGGUGAUUGGAUUGUGUGUGUCUUGGGGUGGGAAGGACGCCUAUUACAUCUCCUUGCAGGAGGGGCAGCAAAGUAUGGGAGAUUUGAGCAGCAGCCUGCGGCCCCCACCCCUGGACCCUGAGCUCCCUGUGAAGGAGCGGCUUCAUCAUAUGCGUGCCUGCCUACAGCAGUGUUCCUCUGCCCAGGCACAACCCUCUGUUAUUGUCUAUGACUUCAAGCAACACUACAAAGUUCUCCUCCAGGCCUGCAACAUCUCCAUGGAAGGCCAUUAUGAAGAUCCAAAGGUGGCAUGUUGGCUGCUGGACCCUGGCUCCAAAGAGAGAACCCUUCAUAACAUGGUGACCAACUUUCUCCCGCACCAACUUGCACUGUUGGACGGGGUGAGAACAAGCCGUGGUGUUCGUAGUCUUGGGCUGGACGCACAGGCCGAUGUGUCAGGUCGACACCGAGCCUCCGUCGAGUCCGUGCUGGUCUUCAACGUCAUGGAACAACUUAAUCUUCUACUCCAGAAAGAGAAUCUGCAAGACGUGUUUCGUGAUGUUGAGAUGAAGACGCAGUACUGCCUGGCCCUGCUGGAGAUGAAUGGGAUUGGGUUCAGUGCAGCAGAAUGCGAGAGGCAGAAGCAUAUCAUGCAGGCUAAGCUCACCGACAUCGAGGCACUGGCUUAUCAGCUGGCGGGUCACAGCUUCUCUCUCACCAGCUCCGACGACAUUGCCAAGGUUGUGUUUGUGGAGCUCAAGCUUCCUCACAAUGGAGAUGCCGGCACCAGAGGUAAACGGACACUGGGCUCCAGCCGGAGGGCCACAGCAGUGGGAGGAUGGAGCAAGUUGGCCAAACAAUUCAGCACAAACAAGGAGGUACUGGAGAAACUGAAGCCUCUCCACCCUUUGCCAGGAUUAAUCCUGGAGUGGAGGAGAAUCAGCAAUGCGAUGAGCAAGGUAGUGCUCCCUCUGCAGAGAGAGAAACAUCUUCACUCCCUGCUGGGGAUGGACAGGAUCUACCCCAUCUCACAGACCCACAGUGCCACAGGACGAAUCAGUUUCACCGAGCCAAACCUGCAGAACAUCCCAAAGGAUUUUGAAAUUGAAAUGCCAUCAAUGAUGAGAGAGAGUCCACCCCUCCAUGGAGCAAGCAACCCCAUACUCACACGAUCCAGGAGAAGGCAAGGUCACACCACAAUAGCAUUACCUGGAAAGGCCAUGGUGGGUGGUGGAAGGCCUGACAAGGGCCUCCCGUUUGCUAUCAGUAUAAGGCAUGCAUUUAUCCCCUUCUCAGGUGGCCUGAUCGUGGCAGCAGAUUACUCCCAGUUGGAGCUACGAAUCCUGGCUCAUCUCUCCAAGGACAAAGGCCUUAUUGAGAUCCUGAACAGCGGGGAAGAUGUGUUUAAGAACAUCGCUGCGGAGUGGAGAAUGGUGGAGCCAGCUUCAGUCAGCGACAGACUGCGACAACAGGCCAAGCAGAUCUGUUAUGGGAUCAUUUAUGGGAUUGGAGCUAAAUCUCUUGGUGAGCAAAUGGACCUGGAUGAGAAUGAAGCAAGUCGUUACCUUGAAGCAUUCAAAUCUCGCUACAAAGGAAUUCAGACAUUUCUGCGGGCAACAGUAAAAAACUGUGAGAAUAAUGGAUUUGUCCAAACAAUCCUUGGCAGGAAACGAUACCUUCCAGCAAUCAAAGAUCAGAAUCCUCAUGCCAAAGCUCACGCUCAGCGACAAGCAGUCAACACCACUGUGCAAGGAUCAGCGGCCGAUCUGGUAAAAGUAGCCACUGUCAAUAUCCAGAGGCGACUGGAGGAAGGCUUCCCCUCUGCUGCCAAGUCGCACGGUCACUGGAUACGCAAGCUUCAGGGAGACAGGAGACUGGGUAUGGCUGAAAGGAAGAAACAACGAGAGAUGCAGCAACCAGAGAGUGGGGGCUUCUUCAUCUUGCAGAUGCAUGACGAGCUGCUGUAUGAAGUGGCAGAGAACGAUGUGAUACAGGUUGCGCAGAUAAUGAAAAAUGAAAUGGAAAAAGCCAUGAAACUGCUGGUAAAGCUUUCUGUCAAAGUAAAGUUUGGUGCCAGUUGGGGAAAUCUUCAGGACUUAGUCUUGUCAUGACAAAUUUGCCAGAUUAAAAAAUGUAAAUUCACUUGAUUCUGUACUAGCCAGCAUAGUUAAACAUUGUGGGCCAAGAUAUUUUCAAGAAAAUGGAAGCAUGAAUUGUUCGUUAACUUGGAAUAUUUGUUUUAAUGAAAUCAGAUCAGCUUAAUUUUCAGCUCUCAAUGAAUUGUUGACAUUAGUUCAUGAUGAUUAUGUAUCGGUCAAGAAAGGCAUUAUUUAUAUACUGAAAGUUAGACGGAAAGUCAGUCUGCAAAGAACCAUUAUUUAUUUAUUACUAAAAUAAAUUGGUAUGUUGUCUUCUGGAACUAAUGUAAUUUUUACAGCUAGACUAAAGGAACUAUUUGAUAUGGAGUUCUCUAUGUUAAGCAUCUUCUGUAUCCACCAACUGCAGGGCUUAACUAUAUGGAGAAUAAGAUUCCUUGUUAAAUAGAAAGUAAAAUUACUUCCCAUUAGUUCAAUUAUUAUGAACGGACUUGUUACUAAUUUUGAGGCCUAUGUUUUUGAAGUGACUAUACUUUUGCACAAUUUAUAUCGAGGGGGAAUGGGAUAACUGUUCAAUUACAAAAGUACUAGGUCAGAUUAUUUUCCUAUAGCGACUCGGAAGAACAGUACUCUGCUUGAGAGGUGAAAAUAUUCUAGUGGAUUGUAUUGUAUGGCUGGCCAUUAAAUGGUAGCAAGAUUCUGAGCUUAUGGAUAAUGUAAUGUAUAACAAAUAUCAAACGGUAUUUAUGACUGCUCUGAAUUGGAUCGGUUUAUAAAUGAUGAAUUAACCAAUAGAUACUUUAUCCUUUAACAAUUAUUUUUUAAACAUGUAUGAUUUUGUAAAGAUGAUCAAAAUAUUGUGCAGAUGAACAAAUGUAUUAUUUAAAAAACUCCAGCUCUAAUGGCAAAUACAAUAAAACAGAAAUUCAACAGA
Amblyraja radiata (thorny skate) is the source of this 9404-nucleotide messenger RNA. RefSeq names its product DNA polymerase theta. The record is from RefSeq and is a predicted model, not a curated record. Gene Ontology annotation, molecular function: DNA-directed DNA polymerase activity; DNA binding; ATP binding. NCBI's taxonomy places the organism in Eukaryota, Metazoa, Chordata, Chondrichthyes, Rajiformes, Rajidae. Gene Ontology annotation, biological process: DNA-templated DNA replication; double-strand break repair via alternative nonhomologous end joining. The transcript is spliced from 31 exons. The coding region runs from base 593 to 8485 and encodes 2630 amino acids.